Molecule: messenger RNA, 843 nt
Organism: Candida albicans SC5314
Lineage: Eukaryota; Fungi; Ascomycota; Pichiomycetes; Serinales; Debaryomycetaceae
Product: SNAP receptor
Exons: 1
Coding region: 1-843 (280 amino acids)
Biological process (GO): retrograde vesicle-mediated transport, Golgi to endoplasmic reticulum
Cellular component (GO): SNARE complex; endoplasmic reticulum
Molecular function (GO): SNAP receptor activity
Source: RefSeq, a predicted model, not a curated record
AUGCCCCUAACAUCUAUACAUACAAUAGAAUCAAUUCUUUCACAAAUAAACAAAGAUGUACAAGAAUUAGAUAUUCCAAGUAUAUAUCAACUUUCCACAACAACAACAACAGCCAAUACCAUUCCUAAAACAUCACCAUAUAUCACACGAUUCAAAUUACUCCAAAUCAAAAACUCAUUAACUAAUUUAAAUGACCAAUUUCAUGCAAAUUUCACCAGCAGUAAUAAUAAACAUUAUCAUAAUGUAAAACAAACACUAGAUAAACUAUACAUUAAUGAAAUUGAUGAAAAAUUAUAUAUUGUUGAUAAAUUAAUCACUCAAUAUGAUGAUGCCAAUUCACCAACCACAUUAAAUGGUGAUGAUCAACAACAGCAAAAUCAACAAGGAGAACAAAAUCUACAACGUGGUAAUAGUGGAGUUAUUACUAAUGAUGAAGAAUUAUCAUCUUUACGUCAACGUUUAUUAUCAUCAUCUAAAUUACAUCAAAUUAAUCAAGACAACACGAGCGAAAGUGAUUCUACCAAAUUGAAUGAAUAUCAUGAAUCAAUUCAAGAUGAUAUAGUUAAUGAAUUGAGUGAAUUAACAUCGACAUUAAAAUCUAAAGCUAUUGAAUUUAGUAACAAAUUAUUGAAUCAAGAUUCUGAUAUAUUACAACAAACUCAUGAUAAUUUAUCAAUUAAUCGAACAAUGUUUGAUACUUUAAAUAAAAAUUUAAAUGAUUAUUUACUUAAUAAAACUGGUUGGAGUAUAAGUAUUUGGACAUUAUUGAAAUUUGCCGUGGCUUUGAUUGUUAUAUUUGUUGUUAUGUUGUUAUUUAUAAUUAUUGUUCCUAGAAUUCGAUAA